Molecule: messenger RNA, 2259 nt
Organism: Solenopsis invicta (red fire ant)
Lineage: Eukaryota; Metazoa; Arthropoda; Insecta; Hymenoptera; Formicidae
Gene: Gmppb
Product: mannose-1-phosphate guanyltransferase beta
Exons: 6
Coding region: 897-2006 (369 amino acids)
Biological process (GO): cell wall mannoprotein biosynthetic process; GDP-mannose biosynthetic process
Cellular component (GO): cytoplasm
Molecular function (GO): GTP binding; mannose-1-phosphate guanylyltransferase (GTP) activity
Source: RefSeq, a predicted model, not a curated record
UUCAACUACAAACAAAAUAAUGUUUACUACAAUCAUCUGCAGACAAAAUCCUACCAGAAACACACUUUGAAAUCUGAUUUCGUAAAAGUCGGGUGCCAACUUCACAGAGGUCUAUUACUGCCGCUGACUGCCGCUACUGGCAAUACUGGCAAGUGGCAGACACCUCUGACUAUAUAUAUAUAUCUUCUUCCUUUGAUUUAGUACGCGUCCCUUGGAACUAGUCAAGGCGGGGACGAUUUGGUCAUUAAACCUAAGCAAUUAUUCGAGCUUUUCGGGCUCAGAACGACGAUAGUCGGCCCGGCGGCCGAUCGUGAUGCAAUCAACAGAUACAAAAAUAUAAGUAACGACCCCAAACGGUUUGACCGGGUUUGACGUUUGACUGGGUGUGAUUAUAUAUCAAAGGCAGCAGAACAGACACUAGUAGACAAGUAGAUAGUAGAUGUAUUGGGCACGUUCGGCGUACUUAACACGUUGAGGAGGUAUUCUUCUUUUAGAUCAUCCAAUCAGAUCUUAGAAUCUAGAAGAAUACACCAAUAACAGCGAGCGCUCACUCAAUUAUUGAGUCUGCUGCAUGCUGAACGCACCCAUUGACAAGUAGUAUGGCGCCCAGUGAUACUGCUGGCAAAUAUUAAUCAUCUGCGAGAGAAAAAGAAUCACAGUGAAACAAAAACUGAAUGAGUACCACGUAAAAAAACACACAAAAAAAAUACAAUUUAGUUUGCACUUAUCCACUGACCCGCAUCGAUCGUGUCAUCUUGCGAGGAAGAAUUAUUCUUAUCAUAGAUACGAAUAUGUCAGUGAACACGUAGCACUCGUCACUUACGUGGCAAUAAUUGUCACCGAGAUAUUCAAUUGUCGUGGUCAACAAGAUGAUAAGUAGUUAACAACUUAUAGGAAUGCACGAAAAAAAAAAGAAAUUACAAACCAUGCGUGCUUUAAUACUUGUGGGUGGUUAUGGAACAAGAUUGCGACCUCUUACUUUAAGUCGGCCUAAGCCACUUGUCGAAUUUGCAAAUAAACCAAUGCUCCUACAUCAGAUCGAAGCAUUGGUACAGACAAAUGUAACUCAAGUUAUAUUGGCUGUUUCUUAUCGGGCGCAACAGAUGGAAGAAGAGUUGGUUCAUGAAGCAAAGAAACUGGGAGUACAACUUAUCUUUUCUCAUGAACCAGAACCAUUGGGUACUGCUGGACCACUUGCGCUCGCGCGUGAAUAUCUAUGUGCCAGUGAUGAUCCAUUCUUUGUUUUGAACUCUGAUAUCAUUUGCGAUUUUCCUUUUAAACAACUCCUCGAAUUCCAUGAGAAUCAUGGUAAAGAAGGAACUAUAGUUGUCACUAAAGUAGAAGAGCCUUCAAAAUAUGGUGUGGUUGUAUAUAAAGAAGAUGGAAAGAUUGAGAGCUUUGUUGAAAAACCACAAGAAUUUAUAUCUAAUAAAAUUAAUGCAGGUAUGUACAUUCUUAAUCCAAGUGUAUUAAACAGAAUAGAAUUGAAACCUACGAGUAUCGAAAAAGAAGUUUUUCCAAAUAUGGCUCAAGAUGGAGAAUUGUACGCUAUGGAAUUGCCAGGUUUCUGGAUGGAUGUGGGACAACCUAAAGAUUUUCUUACAGGAAUGUCUAUGUAUCUUGCCUCAUUAAGGCAAAAACAUCCUGAGCAGCUUCAUUCUGGGCCUGGUAUAGUGGGCAACGUCUUAAUAGAUCCAACGGCUACAAUUGGCAAGGAUUGUAGAAUCGGACCCAAUGUCACAAUUGGUCCUGGUGCCACUUUAGCUGAUGGAUGUUGUAUUAAACGAAGCACUAUUCUUAAGGCAGCUGUGAUAAAGGAACAUGCUUGGUUAGAUGGAUGUAUCGUUGGAUGGAGAAGCGUUGUAGGACGAUGGGUGCGAAUGGAAGGUACAACUGUAUUAGGAGAAGACGUUAUCGUCAAAGAUGAAUUAUAUAUCAAUGGCGGACAGGUUUUGCCACACAAGAGCAUCUCCACUUCUGUACCGGAACCACAGAUUAUUAUGUGACCAAAAAUCAUAAUCUGAGUUAGUGAAUCGACGACAAUCGACUGAAACAAUAUAUAUAUUUUUUUUUACUCAUCUUUAUUGUUUUUAUAUAAAAUGCAUCUUCGAGAUAUCUUUGUAUUAAAAUAUUAAAAUUAAAAGAUAAUAAUUUUGCUCCAUAAAUGAUUACUGUAGUCUUGUCUUUCGACAAACAAUUGCUUUAUAUAAGACUUCAAAAUUUAACGUUGCAAAAAUACAAUCAAUAAUAUCAUUUAAA